Molecule: messenger RNA, 1690 nt
Organism: Erpetoichthys calabaricus (reedfish)
Lineage: Eukaryota; Metazoa; Chordata; Cladistia; Polypteriformes; Polypteridae
Gene: mrps16
Product: mitochondrial ribosomal protein S16
Exons: 3
Coding region: 120-536 (138 amino acids)
Biological process (GO): mitochondrial translation
Cellular component (GO): mitochondrial small ribosomal subunit; ribosome
Molecular function (GO): structural constituent of ribosome
Source: RefSeq, a predicted model, not a curated record
AACACAACCGGGGCGGAGGUCACAAAGAUGGCGGCUGCCAUGAAGGUCUAGUGACAGUUUGCCGCAUUGUUUCAUGUUUGUGGCCGGAGUACUAAUACUGUGUCGCUUUGGUCGCAGUUAUGGUUCAUAUAUCACUACAGCUCCUGAAGCACUAUCAUGGCGGGCAUGUUGCAAUUCGUCUAGCCCUGGGUGGCUGUGUUAACAGACCCUUCUACCGAAUUGUUGCAGCCUACAACAAGCGUGCCAGAGAUGGAAAAUAUAUUGAACAGCUGGGAUCAUAUGAUCCGUUACCCAACAUCUACAAUGAAAAGCUUGUUAGCUUCAAUUAUGACAGAAUAAAAUACUGGCUGGCCUGUGGUGCUCAUCCCACAAAGCCUGUGGCCAAACUUUUGGGACUUGCAGGCUUUUUUCCUCUUCACCCCAUGACUAUCACCAAUGCUGAGCGUUUGAGGAGAAUAAGUGAAACAAAGUCUAAACAUCCCCCUGCUGUUGAGGAGGGUCAAGAAACAGAGCAGCAGCCAACUGAAGGUGCAUGAGUUUCAGCAAGGCCAACUGCACUGACUGUUUUGAAGACUUUUACUGACUUUUAAGUGUACUGUGAAAAAAUAGGCCUUUCCACACUUAGAUGGACUGGAUGUGUCAACCAAGGUUUGGGAAAUAUGCAUGCAGAACCUGAUAUGGUAAUGAUCUGAUGUUAUCAAAUAAAACCCAGGUUAAGCAAGGUUUGUUUGAUUGAAAAGCGAUUCUGUUCAACUUGUAUACACAAUGGUGUAUGAGGUGAGACACAAAAAUAACCAGACUGGGCUUGGGGCUUUCCUAGAAAACCGUCUGGAGGUCAGCUGGACGUGAAUCAUAGAACUAUAUCCCCUCCUAUGUGCUCUCUCAAACCACCGACCGGCUAAGUGUAUCCUGUGAAGAGACCAGUCAAUAUUUGCACAAUAGUCGCUACACAAGUUGCCGCGACACUGUCGGGUGAAAAAAGCAAACGGCAAGACAAGACAAUGCUCCCGCGCACAAUGCUUUUUCUGUAAAGCAGUUUUUGACUGACAAAAACAUUACUGUCCUCUGUCAUCCUCCCUACUUGCUCGAUUUAGCUCCCCUGUGAUUUUUACUUGUUCCCAAAAAUCAAAAGUGACCUGAAGGGAACAUAUUUUUCUUCAAUGUAGUGAAACAGAAAUGGCAAGCCUCUUGAAGAGCCUCAAGCAAGAAGACUUUCAGCGCUGUUUCAAUCAAUGGAAGAUACAUGUGGAGUGGUGUAGAGAUCGGGAGGGGGAGUAUAUAGGAGGUGACAAUAUUUAGAAUGCUGUAAUUCAUCGAUAAUUUUUUUUUUUUUUUUUUUUACCAAUCCGGUUAUUUUUGUGUCUCACCUCGUAUUUUUACUUUAUUCAGAAUGUUAAUUGGUUAACUGAAAAAUGAGUAAGAAGUUACAGUAAUUACCAAUCAAAUGAAAAUUAAAAACUCAAGAUUACUGAUUGCGCAAGGACUCUCUUGUGAACGCUGCAAUUGGUAGAAAUACCUUUUGACAGAAUUUUUGGCACUUCAAUUGCGUUCACUGAAUCAGUGUCAUUUUGUAUGUUGGCCAAUUGCAAAUUCCAGGCACUCUCAAUUAAUUUGUGGGUUAGUAACACAUUUCUCAAAAGUGGCAGGUUGUAAGUUUGACUUGUGCUGUCAGGAUCAUGUGAAAUAUUUC